Messenger RNA from Drosophila mojavensis, 2679 nucleotides. Its product is annotated as chromatin modification-related protein eaf-1. The coding region runs from base 11 to 2605 and encodes 864 amino acids. Lineage: Eukaryota; Metazoa; Arthropoda; Insecta; Diptera; Drosophilidae. The record is from RefSeq and is a predicted model, not a curated record. The transcript has 3 exons.
CUGACGCGCAAUGAUGUUCGCUUUGGCAACGCGUUGUCGGUCCAGCAGGAGCCAGCGCCUGCACCUGCUCCAGCACCUGUGCCUCUGCCUGGCCGCGUUCAUGCUGAUUUUGAGCACAUGUGAGGCGCAAUCGCAGCCUCGCAUGAGCCGUCGACCCAUAGCAAAGACAAAUGUGGAGGAGUCCAGUGAGCGCAGCGCUGUGCCCGAUCAGCUGGCUCAGGCCGCAGCUCGUGUCGACGGACAUGGACGCAACUAUCCAAGACGUGGAGCUCCAAUGCAUACCAGGACCAAGGAAUCAAACACAGACUACAACUAUGGCCAACUGGAGCUGAAUCUGAUACGACCCGAGCAUGAGACGUCUUCAUUGCCACCGCAGAGCAAGCUCAAUGCUUACUACUCCAGCAGCGGCCUGAGCACAACCGCCGAGUCCGCUGGAGCUGCCGCUGCUGAUGUGAAGCACGAGAAGACGGCCAUGCUGGAGGACUCGGAGACGGCAGCCGAGUACGUGGCCAAUGCCAUGAAGAGGGCCUAUGGCUCAAGGUUCAAGGAGCAGCAGACGGCACUGCGCACUGCGGCCAAUACACAACGUCCCUAUAUUCCCAGCUCCAGUUCCAGUUUCAGCUCCAGCUUCGACCAGCAGCAGCAACAGCAACAGCAGCAGCAGCAGCAACAACAGCAGCAGCAACAGCAGCAGCAGCAGCAGCAGCAGCAGUUGCUGCACCAACAACAUCAGCAGAAACAGGAGCAGAAUCAAGCCAAGGCUCAGGCACAAGCUCAAGCGCAGGCGGCGCUGCUGGAGGCGCAGAUGCAGGCGGAGCUGCAGGCACAGCUUGUGCAGCAGCAGGCGCUGCUCCUAGCCGAACAGCAGCAACAACAGCAACACCAGCAGCAACAGCAGCAGCAGCAGCAGCCGCAACAGCAACAGCAGCAACAACAACAGCUGCAGUCACAUCCACACUCUGUCGAAUCCGCAUCCAGUGAAUCCUCUCCAGCCGCUCCAGCGCCCGUCUAUGAGAAGGAGUCGGUGCCACGCAACUAUGAGCUGUACGAGACAGCCAGCCAGGCCGCGCCCUCUGGCGGCGAUAUCGAGCGACUCUAUCGCACAAAGUACUACAGCUAUCCAGCACCGCAGCCGCAGCAGCCACAGCAGGUGUAUCGCACGCUGGAGGACGAGGCGGAGGAGAAGGUGCGACUCUCGGCAUCCACUGAAAUCCCCAAGGCUGAGAUCAUGAAGCAAAUUGAAAAGUCCGUCAUCAAGUACAUGAAGGAGCUGGAGGCCGAGGGCAAGAUCAUAACCACACCGCAGGAGCUAGCACCACCAGCCACAAAGACCUACUACAAGCUGCUGUCGCUGCCCAGUUCCAGUGGCUCCAGUGGCUCCAGCUCCUCGGGCAGCUCAAUUGCCAAUGAGGAGAAGCGCUACAGCAGCAGCACCGUGCGGCCCAAGUACAGCAGCCCGCCAUCAACGAGCCAGGGUCGUCAGCCGUCGCAGUCCAUGCAACAGCAGCAGCAUGGUCAAUAUCAUGGCCAGCACCAUCAGGUGGUCAAGCAAAGCUCACAUGGACUGACCAAGGCGCAGCGCUACCAAUCCGAAACGGAAACGGCCUACCAGGCGCCAGAGAUUGCCGCCGACUCGCUGGCUCCGAACGUGGAGUUCAUCUAUAAGAUCAAGACGCGGGCGCCACUGCAGACGGCCACCGUGAAGACCGUAUCGAAGCCCUAUACCCUGCCGCUGAAGAGCAGCGCGGAGCACUUCGAUCAUGGCGCAGCGCUCAAGAACAUCGAGGAGUUCGACCUGUCGCAUGUGGUCACAACGCCAGAGCGGGAGCAGGAGGAGCAGCGGGUCACGAGCAAGCCACACAAGCUGUACUUCAACUCGGAGAUCUACCACGACAUCAACUCGUUGCCCUACAAGGGAGAGAAGCUGCGCGGCAGCGGCAGCGGCAGCGGCAGCAGCGCCAGCAGCCUCCACGCCAUUCAGGCUCAAGAGUAUCGGCACAAGCUGAAGGCAGCGGCCGAUCUGCAUGGGGACUACAAGGGCUACUCGGGCUACUUUGCGGAGCCGGGCGCCAGCAGUCUGGAGCUGGGCGAGAAGAGCCGAGAGCCGCCCAGCGGCAUUGGCAGUGAUGGCAGCGAGGAAGGCUAUCCGCUGCCCUACCAGUACGUGCUGAAGAAGGAGCCGCUGUCCUCCAAGUACGAGGAGGAGCGCGAGAGCUGGGAGCAAUCGAUGCGCCUGGCCCAUGGCAAGCCCAGCAGCAGCGGCGGCUACAAGGCCAGCGGCAGCAGCAGCAGCUCGACCAGCCUGGAGUACGACAGCUACAGUCCCAAGUUCAACAACAAUCCGGAGGGCUAUGGCUAUCAGCACACAUACAAGACGCAGCUGGUCCGCGGUGCCGGCUCAGCCAGCUCGGGCAGCAGCUCGGCUGGCAAGCGCGGCAAGCGAGGUGGUGCCCCACAUCCUGGAGGCGCUGGCGGUGUGCCCGGCAAGAAACUGUUGCGCAGCAAUGCCGGCUCCUCUGGCCUCGGCGGCACAAUUGGCGUGAACGGCAAGCUGGUCAAGGAUCUGGAGGCCAAUCUGGCGCUUCGACCGCCCCCCAAGAAAUAGUCUGUUAUUUAGUAUAUUAUAUGAGCAAUUGUUUUUAAUACCGCAAAGAUAUGCCGUUGUUUUUUAUUUUUUUA